Molecule: messenger RNA, 2115 nt
Organism: Drosophila ficusphila
Lineage: Eukaryota; Metazoa; Arthropoda; Insecta; Diptera; Drosophilidae
Exons: 2
Coding region: 89-1975 (628 amino acids)
Source: RefSeq, a predicted model, not a curated record
GGACAGAUGCCAUCUCUUUGUGGGCGCCAAGUUGAUUUUCGAUUUUCCUUCCUUCGAAUUAACCUUGUUUACCUUGUGGAUUUCACCCAUGCUGCCGUUUGUCCAGGAUAAUGUGCCGGAGAUGCUGCUGCAGCCAUCGCGGGUCGCCUUCUGCGCCAAUUAUCACCAGGGACAUCCACGGGAUCGACACAAGACCACCACCUUACUGCUGGCAAGAAACCUCAAGUUCUACGAGUACCGGCGAAAAGAUCUGUUGCAUUACAUCGAUUUGCGGGGUUCGCGACUCCAGAAGUUUGCCAGCGAACUGGAAGCCUACGACGGACCCGUUAGCCCAUUCCUGACCAUAAAGGAGCCCACUGACGGAAAGCUGGAUUGCAGCAUGCUCCAACUGCCGAAUGAACUGCCCAUAAGUUUCGGAAAGUUUGUGUGGCUGCAUGGCGAGAUCUACAUUCUGAUUCAUUGCUGGAAACUUCUUUUGGUCCUGAGCAGACCCAAGGAACACGGUGCCAACUUUGAACUGGUGGCGGAGCACGAGGAUGUGGUCUCAUAUCAGAUGGUCGAUGGCCCGAUUCCCUAUCAAGCCGUCGUGGAACUGGAGUUCAGCGAUGGCAAGCAACUGCAGUGCGAUUUUCAGGAGGGCAGCACGUUGACGGAGCCCAGCACUUCCGAGGAGGACUUAAUAUCUGACGAGAACUUCGAGGAACUGGUGCAGCAGGUGAACAGCGCUCAUGCAGAGCUUUCUACGCAGCGAAUACAGACCCAGAAAGCCUUUCUCCAAAGCCAGGAACUGGACCUCUACGGACCGCCUGGUCAGCGCUCUCUGCUGCUUGAGGAGAAGCAACCGUUGCGACGAUUCGGCGAUGUAUGGACACGGAUCUGCAACGAAUAUUUCGUCUGUGGAGCCCUGCUGAUGAACAUAAACGGCACCCAUAGGCUCAGCAUCGUUGAGAACCUGUGCCCGCUGGUUAAUUUAAAGCCGCAUAGCAACUUUCACCUUGAGUUCCGCCUGUACGAGUUGCCCCUGCAGUCGGAUGGCCAACCUCCCGAGGACUACGAACAGAUGGUGCAGUUUUGGGCCUGCCAGGAUCAGCACAGCAGGCGGUUGAAAUGGCGACCAGUGGCCAAGGCAAAUUCACUGCCACCCGAGUGCUCCGCAGUACUGGUGAUUCGUCUGCGCCUUGUCGAUCUCCUCCAGGCGGAUGAACUUCAGCUGCUGGUGAUGUACGAUAUUAAGGGCCCAACCGAGAAGGACACCUCAAUCAGGCAGUUGCACCUAGUUAACUUCGAUAUUAAAAAAGCUCUGGAUCAGACAGACUCGCUGGCUCCCACUUUCUCACCAGCCACUUUGCACCAGGACUUUCUAGCCGUGAUUAUGACGUCGGAAGCUCGUCGCUCGUUGAAACUAGAGUUUCAAUCGGUUGGUGAUUGCACGGAGUUCGAGGAGCAGCUGGUCUCCAAACUGCAGUUUCAGUUGAUACAAGACCAGGAGGAAAAAAAGAAUCAAGAUACCGAUAUGCUAGACGACUUUUGCGCCGGCGCUACCUUUCAGUCCUCCACCGCGACUGAUGAACCUGUGCAGCGCAUCUUCUAUAACCGCCAGCAGCUUUCGCAGUGGUGUGGCAUCCUGCUCCUCCGCGAUGAUCCUGGCCAGCAUUGGCAUGUGUACGCUCAAACGGAGGCGCGAAUCGAACUGUUUUUGCAUCGCCUUACGCGCGAUCUCCUUCAGCUGAACUGCAACCUCAAGGUUCUGGAAGUCAAUGAGUUCAAUGACUCGCCUCUCGACUUGGCCAGGGAAUUGGAGGCGAGUCUGUACGAAGAGGCAAAAGCCUGGGAGGAGCUGGCGAAGCCGGGUGCCAGCCUAGAGGAGCGCCGGAAGCGACUGCGUCACCUCAACAAAGUGCAAAUGAACAGUGACGUGCUGGCAUCUAAGAUACCAAGCGAAGAACCUGAGGAAGAAGACUCCUUUUCUGAAUAAAAUAUGUUUGAGAAUUUGUUUCUUUAUAAGAAGUAUUAUAAAAAUAAUGUUUUAUUUUUAAAAAGGUCACUGUGUUUUAAGCACCUAGGACCCUACAGAAUUCGAUUUUAAAUAAAUAAAAGGAUGAGUUUAUAAUGAAA